UGACCGCUGACGUGACGCUACCACCAGUUGCCAAGUAAUCUCGAGUAACUGUUAAAAAUGAUGAAAUAUCACGAAACACCCAGUGCUGAUUUGGGGCUACGGUAUAGCGUUUUAUAAGUAAGCUCGUCCGAGAGCGUUAAAUCCCUUUGAAGCAGACUCAAGCUGGCAACAGAGUUAAAAGUAACUAAAAUUAGCAUUAGCAUCAGCCAGAGCGCCACAGAACAAGGAAGACGACUAAACUGACAGCUGUUUUCAGUAUGCGGAACCGACAGAGGGGAUCCCACCUGGGAUUGUUGCUCCUGGCCUCCCAGAUUUUUCAGGUCGGUCUGGACAACAUCCCACCUGUCACCCUGGCUGUUCUGGCUCUCAACGUGUACCUUUACCUGUUCCCUGCAGCUCCACUGAUGCAGGCCUGUGUGAGUGUUCAGCAGGCAUACUGGCUUAAAGACUGGUGUCGUCUUGUGCUAUCCCCACUGCACCAUGUGGAUGAUUGGCAUCUCUACUUCAACAUGGUGUCUUUCGUCUGGAAAGGUAUCAGGCUGGAGCGACGGCUGGGUGGAGCCUGGUUUCUCUACCUGCUGUCAGUCUUCUCUCUGCUCACUGGAUUAGUCUAUCUGGUGUUGGAGGCAGCACUAACAGAGCUGACUCAGGACCCAUCCUACAGCAUGUCCUGUGCUGUUGGCUUCUCAGGUGUCCUGUUUGCUCUUAAGGUGCUCUGUAACCAUUACCACCCUGGAGGUGUGACCAAUGUGAUGGGUAUGCCUGUGUCAAAUCACUAUGCUAGCUGGGUGGAGCUAGUGCUGAUCCACAUAACAUCACCCGGGACCUCUUUUGUUGGUCACCUGGCGGGUAUCUUGGUGGGUCUGCUUUACACUUCUGGACCACUGAAGACCAUCAUGAAGAAAUGUGCAGAGUUUGUGACAUUGAAUGGAUAUAACUCCCAGCCUGGUGCAUACUACAACUCUUCAGGCUCCUCAGGUUACAGUGGCACUGGUGGAGGACACUCAGGAUACCAUCAGUAUGCACGAGAUUACACAGCAAAUCCCACAGCAUCGUAUACAGGUGGACUGACGGAGGAGGAGCAGUUAGAGACGGCCAUCAGAAACAGUCUGAAUGACAGAGGACAAAGCAGCCAGAGAGAAGCUCCUUCUCCUUAUGGAUUCAACCUCUCGGAGGAGGCGACAGCUGAGGAAAUCAGAUGGAGGAGACUAAGGAGGUUUGACAGCUGAGCUGCCAAGGAGUGGUGGGAAGAAUGUUUAGGUGACGAGACAGCAGAGGAAUUCCCUCCUGAGACCUUGUCCAAACUCUGCUUCCGCAGGCUGAGCAGGAGCACCCCGAAUGAGAAGGUCUAACCACACACUCAGAAACACUUAAGAGCUCCUUUACUGUGUGGUCCUUUGUAUUAAAAUGCCGCUAAGUGCCGAAUAUUUGAUGUUCGCUGUAGAAAGCUGCUCGAAUGCCACAUAUCCACUGUUCAUAUGCUAGUGAGCAGGUUAUGUUUGGAUGUGUGAUAACGCUGACAAGUUUUCUGAUUUGCAGAUUCUAUUUUGGGAAUUAAGGGGGGAAGUUAAGGGAUGUUUUAGAAACAUUAUUCCAUUUGUGAAACCAGAAAAAGGAUAAUAUCAUUACUUUUCAUCCAUUUAGACCAUAUACAAUCUAGUUUAGCUCAAAAAUCACAAUACUUUACCUUGUCAAACAUGGACCAUAGUUGUCCAUGUCAGAAAGAAAAAGCUGUGAAACUGGCUUUUUUUCUCUUGACAUAAAUAGAAUAAAAUGUUUUCAGACUUGGUGGUGAGUUUUAAACUGACAGCUAAUGAAACAGAAGCAAACCUAGAAUUGAGACAGGAUUUCAUAGCUCUUGUUUUUUUUCUGCUAUUGCUAAAAUACAGAAGGCAGUAUUGAGAAAACAUAGGGCUUCUGGCAGAAGUUAAUCUGGUAUUUAAAUUCAAAUAAAAUUAAGUGUUUUUUACCCCAUGAAAUGUUAAAUGAGAACUGCUCAGUAUUUUCACAAUAGGUUUGACUGAUAUAUACAAGCAAAACCCACAUAAUGCUUUUUGUACAUCAGAAAGUACAAAUCUGGUUUCAUGAAGGCACAGUAGGUUCAUGUAAAGCAAUAUCUGUAAUAAAUGUCCUUUUGAGCACAAA
Lates calcarifer (barramundi perch) is the source of this 2145-nucleotide messenger RNA. It is a transcript of the gene rhbdd1, whose product is annotated as rhomboid domain containing 1. Lineage: Eukaryota; Metazoa; Chordata; Actinopteri; Centropomidae. The coding region runs from base 258 to 1229 and encodes 323 amino acids. Gene Ontology annotation, molecular function: serine-type endopeptidase activity. The record is from RefSeq and is a predicted model, not a curated record. The transcript has 8 exons. Gene Ontology annotation, cellular component: membrane.